AAAUUGUGAUGUUUUUCUCUACGAAUUUCAAAAACUUUCAAAAAGUUACAAAUAUUUCUCAUCUUUUUUUUUUUUUUUCUUUUGUUUAAAGUUAAAAAUUAUUUUUGAUAUUAAUUUUCAUUUGUUAAUUAUAGAAAAUUAUAUUUUUGAAAUAAAAGAUUUGUAAUCAUUUAUUUUAUAAUUAUAUCAUUUUUUAAUUUAUUUAAAAUUAAUUUUUUUCCUUUACUUCUAAAAUUAAAUUUAGAUUUAAAUAAAAAAAAAUUCCUGUGAAAAUUUGAAUAAUUUUGAAAAUUUGGCAAUUAUAUAAUUAAUUAAUUUUUAAAUUGGAUUUUUGGUACACUUUCUAUAAUAUUGACCUUCUUAUCACAUCUAUCCAAAAACAUGAUUUCAUUAUGUAUUGCGAUUACAGUCAAAUUAUGAAUCACUCGCGUAAAACGUCGCACACGAUUAGAUAUGAAUGUCUGCACGCUUUAUCAAGAUAACAUUAUUUCAGUUUACUUUGAGAAUAAUAUGAUUGUGGUCGAUUCUAUACAAAGUGAGGAGACAUUUCAAAACAAUCGUUUUCAUUUAUUCAAUGUCUAUUAUUUUUUUUACACAAGAUAAUUGGAGAGAAAAGUAAGAAGCUGUAUAAAAAAAACAAAAAAAAACUAUAAAUUAGAGGGGAAAAAAAAAUGGAAAUCAAUUAUCCUAAUCAAUGUAUCGUGUGUAAAUCGAAAAAUAAAUUAAGAUGCACCGGAUGCAAUAUGGUUUCCUAUUGUGGACGAGAUCAUCAAUUACAACAUUGGUCAAUUCAUAAAAAUUUCUGUCGUACAAUAUCAAAAAUGCUAAAUGAAAAAAAUUUAUCUCAUAUUUAUGAAAAUUUAAAUUUAUCCAUUUGGUUACAAGAGAGAGAUAAAAUUAUUCAUCAAGUGAGAAAAAAAUUAAAAUCAUUAAAUUCAGAAGAAUUAUUUCUAUUAAAAUCGCCGAGAAUUUGUUUUAUUUGCCAUGAAGCUAAACAGGAGAAAUUAAAUAAUUGUCCAAAUUGUCAAUUAGUAAAUUUUUGUAAUAUUCAUAAAUCUAGUUAUAUUCAUGAAAGAAAUUGUUCAAUAAUGCAAAAUCGUUUUGAUUUAAUAACAAGAAAAAUGAAUUUCGAUUCACGUGCAUUGGAAUUAUUAAUAAAAUCAAUAGCAAGGGAGACAAAAAUUUUUCAUUCACCACCAAUAACAAUGAGAGAAUUUCUUGAUAAUAAUACAAAAACAAUUAAUAAAAUUACAGAAAUACAAAAAAUUUUCCUCUCUGAAACAUUUACUGUUUCAUUAACAAUUUUUAAUAUUUUACAAAUGCACUACGAUAAUAUACCAAUGGAAAUAAUUAUUCAUUUAAAUGUCAAUAAUUUACAAACAAUUUUUAUUGAUAAUUUUUGGGAAACUCUUCUACAUUUAUUGUUAGAUGUGAAAUUAUUGAAAAUUAUCUACAUUGAGGGAAAAAUAAAUCAUAUCAAUAAUAAUGUCAUUCUUUGCAAUGAUUGUCAAUUAAAAAAAAGACAAUUGUCAAUUGAAUCAAAUUCAAUUUCCUAUGAGAAAUAUAUAAAUCUGAAAAAUUAUCAAAAACCACAUUUAAUUGCUUAUUUUAAUAUUAAAAAUCCAAUGACAACGACAAUUGAAACAAAUCGUGGUAUAAAUAUAAUUAAUAAAUUAAAUGAAAUUAAUUGUCCAAAAUUAAUGACAUUUCUCACCGAAAUGGAAUUUACAAUAAUGAGGGAAUAUUUACGUUCAUCAAUUAAUUAUUCAAUUAUAUACAGUGGUUACAAUGAUUUUGCAUCGUUAAUGUUUCAUCAUGAACAAAAUGAUGGAUCAUUAAAUCGUACAUCACAAUUUAUGAUUGUAUUUAAGGAACAAAGAAUUAAUUUUCCCGAAUCAUCUCAAUAUUGGUCACAUAAUAAUUUUUAUUCAACAAUUUGUCACGUUUGUAGGAAAAUUAAUGCAAAAAUAAUAUGUCAACAGUGUAAAAUGAUAUUUUAUUGCAGUAAUAAACAUCAAAAUCGUGAUUGGAUUCAUCAUAGGGAUAUUUGUAAUGCAAUUUUUAGUUUUUUAUGUGAAAUGAAAAUUGAAAAUAUUUUUGAUAAUGCAAAAUUAUUGGAUUUAAAUUCAUGGCUGAGAAUAAGAAUUGAUUUAAUGAAAGAAAUACAAAUGAGAAGUGGACGAAUAUUAGAGGAAUGUGAAAGACAAAUGUUUUUUUUUCCAAAAAAUUGUGCAAUUUGUCAUGACAAUGAUUUGAAUAUUUUAAAUAUGUGCAAAUGUGGGACAAACUUCUGCCGAUUACAUCAGAAUGACAAAAAACAUCAAAAACUAUGUGAAAAAUUAUCAAUUGCUUUUCAACUCGCUACAAUUAAAAAAGAAACAUCAUUAAAAUCAAUAUUAUCAACGGCAUUGGAUUCUCGUCACAAAUUACCGCCAACGAUGGAAGAUUUUAUAAAAAAAUUUUCUAAACCAUCAGAAGAAGAAGAAGAAGAAAAUUCAAAUCCAAACUAUAAAGAUUUGAUAACAUCCGAUUUUUUGACAUCAUCAUUAACAUUAAAUUAUGCAAUAAAAAAAUUUACUCAACUAUUAAAUAAUUCUUCAAUGGUGAUUCAUAUUUUAAAUUCAAAGAAAGAAGAUCUAUUAGCAAAAAGUUCUUGGAAAUUAUUGUUGUAUCGAUUAAAAAAUUUGAAAAUAUUAAAAAUUAUUUUCAUUGGAACAGAAAUUCCCCAAUGGCCAGAAACUAUUGUCGAUACAUUGAAUUUCUCUCAGAUUGCUGUAAAAUAUUUAAAAGUUGAAAGUCAUUCAAUGAAAUAUGAAAAAUAUUUUAAAACUAAACAAUUUAUUAAACCCGAUAUUAUAUUUUCAAGUAAUGUUAAUAUUCAUGAAUGUGAAUUAGAUAAUAGAUUGGAAAAUUUUUGGAAAGAGAUAAUAAUGACUGUGAAAAAAAUAAGAGUUCCCAUUAUUUUAACAGCAAAAAGUGAAAAACGUGCAAUCAUAAAUCAUAAAAAAAUUUGGAAUAUUUCCAAUUUUUCUUAUUUUCAACAAAUAAAUAAUCCAUUUGCUUCAUUAUGUCCAGAAAGAGAUUUUGAAACUGAAGGAAUAAUGUAUUCAAAUAAUUUUUUAAUUAUUUACAAUGAUUGUUUUCAUAUUAAUUUAGAUAAAUCAUUGUCUAUUAAAGAUAAUGAACGACAAAAGGAAAAAUAUUUAAAAUCACGAGUCACUAAUUUUGGAAAUAUUUCAAAUUUUACAAAUUCUUCUGAAACAAUUAACGUUGAAAAUAAAAAUUUAAAAGAUCAGAAUAAAGAAAUUGAAUCUGUAGUACAAAGUACAAAAAUUGUUAUCACCGAUGUAGAAGGAAUAGAAGAAAAAAUUUACGAACAUCAAAAAAAUGGAAUAGCAAUGGAAAAACAAAUAAUUUCUGUUAGUUGUGAAAAUUUAAGAAACCAAACGAAAUUAAAUGAUUCUGAAUCAUUUUUAGUUAAACAUAAUUCAUUUCUUAAAAGUGAAAACGAAAGGCUAAGACAACAAUUAGAUUUGGCAAUUGCAGAAAUUGCAAAAUUGGAGAAUAAAAUUGUAGAAUUACAAAAAAGUACAAAUUAGAUGUAAAUUUGUGAAAUAAAUUCUAUUUAAAUAUAUAUUUUGGAAUAUUUGCAAUAAAAUAUUUU
Molecule: messenger RNA, 3664 nt
Organism: Leptopilina boulardi
Lineage: Eukaryota; Metazoa; Arthropoda; Insecta; Hymenoptera; Figitidae
Exons: 3
Coding region: 672-3599 (975 amino acids)
Cellular component (GO): extrinsic component of mitochondrial inner membrane
Source: RefSeq, a predicted model, not a curated record